Molecule: messenger RNA, 1332 nt
Organism: Psammomys obesus (fat sand rat)
Lineage: Eukaryota; Metazoa; Chordata; Mammalia; Rodentia; Muridae
Gene: Aimp1
Product: aminoacyl tRNA synthetase complex interacting multifunctional protein 1
Exons: 7
Coding region: 286-1254 (322 amino acids)
Molecular function (GO): tRNA binding
Source: RefSeq, a predicted model, not a curated record
CCGGCCGCCUGUGUCCCUUGCCCAAACAGACAGCAAUGUGUACCAAGUAAGAAAGACGUGAGGGCAGAAAUGAGGGAGGAGGGAUAAAAUGAGGAACGAGGGCGUUGCGUGGUCCAGGAAGAGGACGCGCUCGGGAAGCGGGGCUGAUGUGGGGCGAAUCGGUGAACCGCUCAGGCAUUUGCCACGGCCACCCUCCUGGGUCCUUUCUCCCUGCCGUGGACCGCGGUCGGCCUGUCUCUUCCUACACCUGGCUGUAGCUUCUUAAGCGCGGCGGCCCACCGCUUCAUGAUUUUCUGCCGAUUCUGGGCAAAGAUGGCAACAAAUGAUGCUGUUCUGAAGAGACUAGAGCAGAAGGGUGCAGAAGCGGAUCAGAUCAUUGACUAUCUCAAGCAGCAGGUCGCUCUUCUCAAGGAGAAAGCAAUUUUACAGGCAACUUUGAGAGAAGAAAAGAAACUCCGAGUUGAAAAUGCUAAAUUGAAAAAAGAAAUAGAAGAACUAAAGCAGGAGCUAAUUCAGGCAGAAAUGCAAAACGGAGUGAAGCAAAUACCAGUCCCAUCGGGACCUCCACUGCAGGCUGAUUCUGCACUUUCUGCAAGUGUGACACCAUCUUCAUCAGUAACAACAACCUCCUCUUCCAGUAAAAAAGAACACAUUAAAGGAGAGGGAGGAGAGGAAAAGAAGGUAAAAGAGAAGCCUGAAAAGAAAGGAGAGAAAAAGGAGAAGAAGCAGCAGUCGACAGCAGCGAGUGCUGACUCUAAGCCAAUAGAUGUAUCACGUCUGGAUCUUCGAAUUGGUUGUAUCGUUACUGCCAAAAAACACCCUGAUGCAGAUUCGUUGUACGUAGAAGAAGUGGAUGUGGGAGAGGCAGCCCCAAGAACAGUUGUCAGUGGACUGGUGAACCAUGUUCCUCUAGAACAGAUGCAAAAUCGGAUGGUGGUUUUACUUUGUAAUCUGAAGCCUGCGAAGAUGCGGGGAGUACUGUCUCAAGCAAUGGUGAUGUGUGCUAGUUCACCAGAAAAAGUGGAAAUUCUGGCCCCUCCCAAUGGGGCUGUCCCUGGAGACAGAAUUACUUUUGAUGCUUUCCCUGGAGAGCCUGACAAGGAGCUGAACGCUAAAAAGAAGAUCUGGGAGCAGAUCCAGCCUGACCUGCACACCAAUGAUGAGUGUGUGGCCACAUACAAAGGGGCUCCCUUUGAGGUGAAAGGGAAGGGAGUUUGCAGGGCCCAAACCAUGGCCAAUAGUGGAAUUAAAUAAGUGAGGAGCUCUGUAACUGAAGACAUUGGAGAAACCUUAACAACAAUAAAGGACUAUAUUUGUCAUUUACACAUAAAA